Molecule: messenger RNA, 775 nt
Organism: Ruditapes philippinarum (Manila clam)
Lineage: Eukaryota; Metazoa; Mollusca; Bivalvia; Venerida; Veneridae
Product: serum amyloid A-5 protein-like
Exons: 3
Coding region: 132-551 (139 amino acids)
Cellular component (GO): extracellular region
Source: RefSeq, a predicted model, not a curated record
CAAUAUAGCAAUUUCCGUUGAAAGUGUUAUUAGUCACCAAAUGAUUUACAUAUAAAGCUCAGCAUCAAAAUUGUCCAUGUUCAUUUCGGGAUCUUGACACGAUCACUAUCCUUGGUAGAACGGCCGUUAAAAUGAGGUUUACAGGCAUAACAACUGUAUUGCUGUUUUUCUUCACUUUCUUGAUUGUCGUCGAUUGUUGCAGUAAAAGUAGUAACAGUAGAGGCGCAUGGCAGAAAACGAAAGACUACGCUUCGGGAUUCAAAAAUGGAGCAAAGGACAUGUACAGGGCUUACAGUGACAUGAAGGAAUCAGACUGGAAAUACUCUGACAAGUAUUUCCACGCAAGAGGAAACUAUGAUGCCGCACAACAUGGCACUGGCGGGAGGCAUGCGGCAAAGGUCAUCAGUGAUGCCCGUGAGGUUUACGGGUUUUUCAAGGGCGACAGUGCCGCAGACAGAGCAGCUGAUCAAAGAGCCAAUGAGCAUGGCCGCAACGGAGGAGAUCCGAAUAGAUAUCGCCCGAGAGGACUUCCAAAAAAGUACAAAAAAUAAACGUAUUCUGAUACAUCGUUUCGUAGAAAGUUCUGACUUUUUUCUAUAUUUUCUUGAAAUACAAGUUUAUCAAUAUGAUAUACAUAAAAUAAAACCAAAUGCUAUCAAUCCCACUAACAAAUGAAAUUGUUUGUAAUAGUUUUAAGUGAUCAUCUCAAUACCAUCAAUAAUAAUGCAUGGCCACUUUUUGUGUCAAUUUGUUUUGGUGUUCGUUUCUUAAAUUC